This is a messenger RNA of Vicia faba (fava bean), 360 nucleotides long. The record is from the annotation of a GenBank genome assembly. NCBI's taxonomy places the organism in Eukaryota, Viridiplantae, Streptophyta, Magnoliopsida, Fabales, Fabaceae.
AUGUUUUUUCUUUGGGAAGUAGCAUGUAUGAACCUGAUACUUAACUUCUUUGGCGGUUCUACUGUUCAAAUUAGUUUGAAUGAAUUUAAAGAACAUAAACUACAUCACACAAUAGGAAGGAAACUUUCUUUGUUACCCAGAUCCCUGAAGUAUAGCAUUUUCAAUGUUGAUGUAAGUAUAAAUGUCACCAUUCAUUGGGGGUGCAACUGGAUUUCCCAACACAAUAGAACCAUUUGCAGCCAUUUCGGUCAUUGUUUGCCCGGGCCUAUCAUCAAAUCCUUAUCGUCCAAGAAAGUGUCUUGCUUGUACAUUAGAUUAGCUGCUGCAGUAGCAACAUGUGAAGCAGCAUAUGUUGUUUAA